ACGAGAUACUCGCUCACACCGCCUUUUCAACGUUUCUCCAGGACCAUCACCUGGCUCGGAUCCUGAUCUUUCGCAAACCAUGUCUUCCGGGCCCCGACUCACUAUCAGCCUCCCCUCUUGGCCCCCUGGCCCCAUCACGAUGCCCAUGACCUACACGACCGGUCCGUCGCUCACAGGCGCCUUCUUUCGCUCGCUCGAGGACGCAUCCAAGGUGUUCUAUGCCGCCGCGCGCGGCGUGCUGCCUUUGUGCUCUGACCGCCUCAACGAAGCCGAGCGCAAGCAAGUCCGGCCCGGCAACGUCUACGUCUACGACAGCACCGCCCUCGUACGAUGGGCAGAUGGAAGACGGUGGGGCGCGAGCAGGGUCAGAGGCUUUUUCCUCUGCUACCCUGAGAAGUCAUCGCGCAAUCGCUACGACCUGAAAAAUCCCUUGGCCAGGGUGGCGUGUACCGCCAAUGUAACGCUGCCCAAUGGACAAAUACGCCAGUGGGGUAUGGUCUUGUAUUUAGACAACUCGUCGCCGCUCACGCCGGUCGGCGACAUCCCAAACGUCGGCGAUACCCAUGUGCCCCCGGGACGUGUCGUUAUAACACAGGGCUCGCAGCAAGGAUCUGAAUUGCACGCCUAUUUCGUGCCUGCUGUCAACGUCCGCAGGCUUCAAGCUAACAGCCACUAGCCACAGUUCAUGUACUCGAGGCCGGUCGAGUGUGUAGAAUAUAUUAGAUGUUUGCUUUGAAAGUC
Molecule: messenger RNA, 741 nt
Organism: Heterobasidion irregulare TC 32-1
Lineage: Eukaryota; Fungi; Basidiomycota; Agaricomycetes; Russulales; Bondarzewiaceae
Exons: 7
Coding region: 80-676 (198 amino acids)
Molecular function (GO): DNA binding
Source: RefSeq, a predicted model, not a curated record